AUGAAGGCGGUCAUUAUCCCCAGAGAUACAAAAGUGUAUCGACCAUCAAUCCUACCGAACCACGAUGCUGGUGGCCGUUUGCGGUUUAUAGCCAGCCUAGACACCGCACAGGAUGACCCUAAAUUAGCAAGGCAGGCAUACAGCGGCCGUUUCCUCGACCCAAGGCCUAACAUAUGUCGAACACUGCCGCAGAUUUCGAGUGCCUCACGGCCAGUAUCCGGGACGCCAGAACAUGUGGAGUGUAAUCCAUCGUUCGGUAUAUAUGUUAGAACGCCCGGCACAUCCUGCUUGUUCGCAAGCGCUCUUGACCACGCAGAAAGACUGGAGUGCUUCGUGAUCACGAGGCUGGUAUCCAAGUAUCUCCAAGCCCAUUUCGGAAAGGACCACCACUAUUGGCCUCCCAAUGUCCGGCGCAAAACGCCGCUUUAUCUUAGUACGGAAGAGAAGAAGCUAGUUCUGCUGCACUGGUUCCAUAGAAUCCCAGCUGAGUAUCUGAUGUGGCAAUGCAAACAGCUUGAAAAGCCCCCUGGUAUAUCUCCGCUGACGCCUAUAAAGCAAAGUAUCAUGCCUAACUCCCACAAUUUUCAUUUUAGUUGCAACAUGCAAUCCGUCCAUAUCCACAGUCGAUCAAGGCCAGUCUCGCAUGAUUCCUUGUUGACUCACUGA
Aspergillus niger is the source of this 666-nucleotide messenger RNA. RefSeq lists its product as uncharacterized. Bases 1 to 666 code for a protein of 221 amino acids. NCBI's taxonomy places the organism in Eukaryota, Fungi, Ascomycota, Eurotiomycetes, Eurotiales, Aspergillaceae. The record is from RefSeq and is a predicted model, not a curated record. The transcript has 4 exons.